AUGUCUCCCGGUGCUCCCCCUGUAGGCCAGGAGAAUAUCAACACCGAUAUCGUCACCCUCUCCCGAUUCCUCACUGAGGAGCAGACCAAGUACCCCGAUGCCUCGGGUGACUUUACUCUCCUUUGCCACGCCCUCCAAUUCUCCUUCAAGUCUAUUGCCUACUACAUCCGACGUGCAUCAUUGAUUAACCUGACUGGUCUGGCCGGUUCUUCCAACAUCACCGGUGACGAUCAAAAGAAGCUGGACGUAAUCGGCAAUGACAUCUUCAUUUCCGCCAUGCGCGGUUCAGGAAAGUGCCGUAUCAUAGUCUCAGAGGAAGAAGAGGAAGUUAUCAAGUUCGAUGAGUACCCGAACGCCCGGUACGCCGUAGUGUGCGACCCCAUCGACGGUUCCUCCAACCUGGACGCAGGUGUCUCGGUCGGCACCAUCUUUGGCGUAUUUCUGCUCCCAGACGACCUCAUCGGAAAGUCUGUCGGCCCCCAGGAUCUCCUGCACCCAGGUACUAGCCUCGUCGCAUCCGGAUUUACCAUGUACGGUGCCUCAGCACAGCUGGUCAUCACCAUGCGCGGCGGCGGCGUGAACGGCUUCACUCUCGAGAACUCGCUGGGCGAGUUCAUCCUCACCCACCCCAACAUGAAGCUUCCUCCUAAGCGAUCCAUCUAUUCAGUCAACGAGGGUAACAGCAUGUACUGGGACGAGUGGUGCAACGAGUACUUCCGCUCCCUCAAGUACCCACCUGAGGGCGAGAAGCCCUACAGUGCCCGUUACAUCGGUUCUAUGGUCGCCGAUGCUUACCGAACCCUACUUUACGGCGGUAUCUUCGCUUACCCUGCUGAUUCUAAGAGUCCCAAGGGUAAGCUGCGUAUCUUGUAUGAGUGUGCACCGAUGGCUAUGCUGUUCGAGAACGCCGGUGGCUUGGCUGUCAACUCGCGUAUGGAGCGGUUGAUGGAGGUUGUCCCUGAGAACAUCCACGAUAAGAGCGGUGUCUUCCUUGGUUCUAAGGACGAGGUACAAAAGGUCAUUGAUACGUACAACAAGUACCAGAAGAAAUAA
Penicillium taxi is the source of this 1053-nucleotide messenger RNA. It is a transcript of the gene fbp1, whose product is annotated as fructose 1,6-bisphosphate 1-phosphatase. Gene Ontology annotation, cellular component: cytosol; cytoplasm. Gene Ontology annotation, biological process: sucrose biosynthetic process; gluconeogenesis; fructose metabolic process. NCBI's taxonomy places the organism in Eukaryota, Fungi, Ascomycota, Eurotiomycetes, Eurotiales, Aspergillaceae. The record is from RefSeq and is a predicted model, not a curated record. Gene Ontology annotation, molecular function: fructose 1,6-bisphosphate 1-phosphatase activity. The transcript has a single exon. The coding region runs from base 1 to 1053 and encodes 350 amino acids.